This is a messenger RNA of Penicillium canariense, 1173 nucleotides long. RefSeq names its product S-adenosylmethionine synthetase. Gene Ontology annotation, molecular function: methionine adenosyltransferase activity; ATP binding. The transcript is spliced from 3 exons. Gene Ontology annotation, biological process: S-adenosylmethionine biosynthetic process. Lineage: Eukaryota; Fungi; Ascomycota; Eurotiomycetes; Eurotiales; Aspergillaceae. Gene Ontology annotation, cellular component: cytosol. The coding region runs from base 1 to 1173 and encodes 390 amino acids. The record is from RefSeq and is a predicted model, not a curated record.
AUGGGUUCCCUUGCAAACGGUUCGCAACCUGGCACCUUCCUUUUCACCUCCGAGUCCGUCGGUGAGGGCCACCCCGAUAAGAUUGCCGACCAGGUUUCCGAUGCCAUUCUCGAUGCCUGCCUUGCUGAGGACCCCCUCUCCAAGGUCGCUUGCGAGACUGCCACCAAGACCGGUAUGAUCAUGGUCUUCGGUGAGAUUACCACCAAGGCCCAGCUGGACUACCAGAAGGUCAUCCGUGGCGCUAUCAAGGACAUCGGCUACGAUGCUUCCGAGAAGGGCUUCGACUACAAGACCUGCAACGUUCUUGUUGCCAUUGAGCAGCAGUCCCCCGAUAUCGCCCAGGGUCUCCACUACGACGAGGCUCUGGAGAAGCUCGGUGCCGGUGACCAGGGUAUCAUGUUCGGCUAUGCCACCGACGAGACCCCUGAGCUGCUCCCCCUCACCAUCCUGCUCUCUCACAAGCUCAACGCUGCCAUGAAGGCCGCCCGUAACGACGGCUCCAUCCCCUGGUUGCUCCCGGACACCAAGACUCAGGUGACCAUUGAGUACGCCCACGACAACGGUGCCGUCAAGCCCCUGCGCGUCGACACUGUCGUCAUCUCUGCCCAGCACAGCGACGAUGUCUCCACUGAGGAGCUCCGCAAUGUCCUCAAGGAGAAGAUCGUCCGCAAGGUCAUCCCCGCCAACCUGCUCGAUGACCGCACUGUUUACCACAUGCAGCCCUCUGGCCGCUUCGUCAUUGGUGGUCCUCAGGGUGACGCCGGUCUGACCGGCCGUAAGAUCAUCGUUGACACCUACGGUGGCUGGGGUGCUCACGGUGGUGGUGCUUUCUCCGGCAAGGACUACUCCAAGGUCGACCGCUCGGCCGCCUACGUUGCGCGCUGGAUCGCCAAGUCCCUGGUCAACGCCGGCCUGGCUCGCCGUGCCCUCGUUCAGCUCUCGUACGCCAUCGGUGUCGCUGAGCCCCUGUCCAUCUUCGUCGAGACCUACGGUACCUCUACCAAGUCCUCCGAUGAGCUGGUCCAGAUCAUCCGCAACAACUUCGAUCUCCGCCCCGGUGUGAUCGUCAAGGACCUUGACCUGGCCAAGCCCAUCUAUGCCCAGACCGCCAAGAACGGCCACUUCACCAACCAGGACUUCUCCUGGGAGAAGCCCAAGACCCUCAAGCUCUAA